Haplochromis burtoni (Burton's mouthbrooder) is the source of this 15126-nucleotide messenger RNA. It is a transcript of the gene spegb, whose product is annotated as striated muscle enriched protein kinase b. The record is from RefSeq and is a predicted model, not a curated record. Gene Ontology annotation, biological process: protein phosphorylation. The coding region runs from base 595 to 11382 and encodes 3595 amino acids. Gene Ontology annotation, molecular function: ATP binding; protein binding; protein kinase activity. The transcript has 41 exons. Lineage: Eukaryota; Metazoa; Chordata; Actinopteri; Cichliformes; Cichlidae.
GUGCGACUCACCAGAGAGGACUUGAUGCUUCCAUUCAACCAGAAGCCAACCAAGAAACACUCUCAAGGCCACCAGGAAUAAAGAGGAAUCUCACUGAAGACUUUCACACAAUGCUGAGUGAAUGCGUUACACACUUCUGGGAACUGGUUACAAAAGUUUGAAAAGUCAGAGAAGACCACGAAAAGAAGGGGGAGAAGCAACCGUCACUUCUAACAGACAAGUCCAGGGAGCCGUUAAUGCAACAUGAUCCAGUAGGUCUUGCCCUAAAAAUACCUUCAGGCAGGAGAGCGGCAGCUAUCUCUAUCUGCUUAAUUACCUGGUGAUCAACAAUUUCGUUUUCUUCUUCAAACAACAGCUGCGGUUAGAGAACAGCAAUUCAAGGAGCACUUAAUCUUAUUGACGUGUUUCUAAAGUAAAAGUAAAAUGAAUUUAUCUCUCCAAUGUUCAAAAACAUGAACGCCAUGUUAGCUGUAAUGUAUGUGUGUAUGUGUGUAACCUGUAGCCUCUAAUGCCCUUUUAAGGCAUGACUACGGCUUGCUAAGACAAGGCCCAGGUAGUGAUAUAAUCAUAAAGUCCAGGUAGACAGUUUUAGCCAUGAGAAAAGCUGAGGUGCAAAUGACCCUGAAAAAAGGGGCAGAUGAAGCAGGGGCACCACCAAGUCCCAUCAUCCCCCCAAAACGGUCCAAAGCGAGCCCAGACCAAGUUGUCCCGGAACCUCAAGGACCUGGUUACCACACCCCAACCCCACCGGUUUUUACACGGAAAAUGAGGAACGCUGCCGUGGGGACAGGCUGUGACAUCCGUCUGAAGGUGACUGUGGCUGGAGAUCCACAGCCUUCCCUGUAUUGGUACCAUAACGAUGAACUCCUCAACAUGGAGAACCAAGAGUACGGAGGGCUAUGGAUUAGGGAUUGCAAACCGAGUGAUGCUGGUCUCUACACCUGCAUUGCCAACAAUCACCUGGGAGAGGCUCGGAGCAGCGCUGUGCUUGCUGUACUGGAUCUGGGUGAAGAUUCUGAAACAACAGAAGAUGAAGGUGGAGACCAAUAUGAGACCAAAGAAGAUAGCGGGGAUGUUGAGGACCAGGCUGUGCCUGCAGACACAGUGAUGGAAAAAUGUGCCGAGGAUGUCAGUAAAACACAUGGACAUGAAGAUCACUCUAACAGGAGCCAGCCUGAGGAUUUUUCAAGAGAAUCUCCCACACAAGUUCUCCCACCCCCAUCUCCAAGACUGGUCAAACGCACCUCCACCUCUCCAAUGCCAAGUCGCUCUGGUUCAACUACUCCUCUUAGCUUGCGGAAGAAAAUCGUUGUGCCAACUGAAUACCAAGACACCGUGCCCGGGGAGUUUGAAGAAAAGGUUAAGCAGCCAAAAUCUGUGUCCCAAAGUAACACCCAAGAUUCCCGACCACAGACUCCACUGAGUGAAUAUUCCAAGAAAGAAUUUACUCUUAGACCCUCUCCAAAGCUUACAAGGGCUAGUUCAAAGGUUUUUGAGAAGGUCCGUGACUUAGAGGAGCGGAGACGGAGUCUUGAUAUUCCAGAAGGUUCCAUUUCGGGAAGAUCCUGGGCAGGGUUCAAUCGGGCUGGAUCUGUGGAUUCAGAUGAUGGAGGAAGCCGUUUGGGUAUCUCUAGAGAAAGUUCAAGGGAAGAUCUUAGGGAAGCUCUAAAAGAAGAUGCUGCUGAACGAAGGUCUAUGUUUAAACAGAGAGCAGCUUCGCUGGAAGAGAAACCUCGCUACUCUCAAAAAGUUCAGGACAUUGAAAACAAGUUCACUGAGGAGCUCCAACGCAUUAAAAAGCUUGUUGGUAAACCUCAUCUGAAGAAAUCGUUUUCAACCGAACAGCUAACCCUGAAGGUCAAGCAGCGCCAGCCUUUUAGGAAAAUUGAACCUAUUCCUCCUCAGGUCCUGCAAAAACUCCAAGAAAGGGAACGAGUCCAGUGGGCAAAAGAACAGAGAGAAAGGGAACUAAGUAAGCAACCGAUGCAGCAACAGCAGCAAACACAACAUGAGCAGAAAUCUCAACCUCAAAAGACAGCAGACACUGGUUUAACAGCUGUACCAGUUAGUAGAGCUGGAGAAGUUGCAGGCACCCCAGAGUCAAUGCAGUUAUCUGACUUACCAGGACAACGAUCGGUGAGAGAAUUCAAUAGAGUCAGUCCUGUUACAGAAAUUAUUCAACGAUCAUCAUCACCAGCAAUAUAUAAUCAACACAGGGAAGAUUCACCAAGCAGAAAUGUUACAGAGAUGACAUUGCGCAAAGUUGAACGAAGGCCACCGAGUCCUCUUGUACAAAGGGUAUCUCGAAUGCAAGAAUCCUCACACAUCCAAGAGUCUCCUGUACAAACAUCGCAAAAGGAUGAGACUUCGGGGAGAAAGACACCAAUAGAAGUUGCAGUAAGAAAAAUUGAAAACAGACCUGAGAGUCCUCUGGUACAAAAAAGGCCCAUCAUUGUGCAAGAUCUUGCCCCUUCAAAACCCCCAAGAAUAUCACCAAGCUCUCCAACAGAGGAGAAAAUGAAAGUGGAACUUUCUAAACCAAUCUCUAAGAUUAAGGUACCUACAAUUAUUGUUGAAGAUGAAAAAAUGGAAGAGGAUGUUCCUGUAAGCACAAGUGAGCCUAAACAGAAGCGUGCUGGUGCCAAAGAGGGACAACAGCAAAAGUCCAGAGGAAAGAACCGUCGUACACGACCCCUGUCUCCAGAGUUAGAUUCUUCAGAUGAUUCUUAUGUGUCUGCCGGAGAAGACCCCAUGGAGGCUCCUAUGUUUGAGUUUCCCCUCCAGGAUACUGUAGCAUCUGCUGGUGCAGAUGUACUGCUAAGAACUAUAAUUGCUGGAACCCCUAGCCCUGAAGUCACCUGGACUAAAGACAACACUGAGGUCACUGGGAUUGCAAAUUAUGCAGUCAAAGUGGAGGGUGAACGACAUAGUCUUCUCAUCAGAUCAGCUAAAAUAAGUGAUGGGGGAAGAUACUGUGUAACUGCUGUUAAUCAGAUGGGAAGAGCUUCAAGCAGUGCCACUCUUAUAGUUAAAGCAGAUUCUGUGCAGGAACCAAAGGGAAACUUGGGUGUUCCUAUGGAUAUCAGCAGCCCUAUUACAUCUGAUGAAGAGUAUCUCAGCCCCAUGGAAGAAGUCAUGGACUUUGGGGGGCCAGAGCCAAGGCGAACUAUUGACACACAUUUUAGGAAACCCCCUGCAUUCUUGGUAACAAUGAGUGAUCAAGCUGUCAUUGAGGGACAGGAAGUCACCAUGUCUGUCCGAAUAAGUGGACAACCCAAACCUAUGCUGUAUUGGCUGAGGGACAGAGUGACGGUAAAAACAGGCCCACGUCACAUUGUACGUGAGAUGAAGGAUGACGCCUUUGAAAUGACAAUCAAGUCGGCAGUGAAGUCGGACUCUGGGAUUUACACUUGUAGGAUUAUUAAUGAGUAUGGGACGAAGCAGUGUGAAGCAAAGCUGGAGGUGAAAGCACCACCAGUGGAGCCAGGUCUCGCAGUUAUCCGGGCAGUCAGGGAUAUCACAGCCAAGGCUGGAGAGACUGUUUUGUUUGAGUGUCACGUCAUUGGACCAAAGGACACGGAUGUGGACUGGCUUGCAGAUGGGAAACUGAUCCAGCCAGCAUUGCUCAAUUGUAAAAUGCACUUUGAUGGAAGAAAGUGCCGCCUGCUGCUUAACUCUGUACAUGAAGAUGACAGCGGAACAUACAUGUGCAAACUCAGCACAGCUAAAGAGGAAGUGACCUCAUGUGGCAAACUCAAAGUCAUCCCCUCCCUCGAACCUCUCUUUACUCGCAAUUUGGAUGUUUUGGAAGUAAUUGAGGGGCGCAACGCUCGAUUUGACUGCAAAGUCAGUGGGACGCCACCUCCUAAAGUCACCUGGAGCCACUUUGAUCAUUUACUUACAGAAAGUGAGGACAUUCGUAUUCUUCAGGAGGGUGGCCGCCAUUCUCUCGUCAUUUCUCAUGUGACCAGCGAUGAUGAGGGUUUUUACACUGUCAGAGCCCAUAACAGUCACGGUGAGGCAGAGAGCUCUGCUGAACUUUACAUACAGGAGCCACGUCCAGCCAUCUCCUCACAGAUGGCUAAAUUGGAGAAAAUGCCCUCCAUACCUGAAGAGCCAGAGGUCCCAGAGAAUGAGGUGGAGCGUUUCACCAUGCCUGACUUCAUCAAACCCCUUUAUGACCUGGAUGUGAUUGAGGGAAAAGAGGCUGUGCUCAAAUGCAAAGUGGCUGGUUUGCCGUAUCCAACUAUCGCCUGGUUCCACAAUGGAAAGAGGAUUGAAAGCACAGAGGACAGAAAGAUGACACAGUUUCGUGAUGUUCACAGCCUGGUCAUCCGCUCUGUGUGCCAUGCCCACGGUGGUGUCUACAAGAGUGUCAUCUCUAACAAAGUUGGGAAGGCCACCUGCUAUGCUCAUCUCUAUGUUACAGACAUCCUCCCUGACCCACCUGAUGGGACUCCAGUCAUAGAAUCCAUUACUGGCAAAACCAUCACCUUGAGCUGGAAGAAACCAAGGAGGCUGGACCCUUCCAUUGAUCCCAGCUCUUUGAUGUACGCCAUCCAACAGCAAGCCUUAGGUUCCAUCCAGUGGAUCAUCAUAGCUUCAGGCCUGAAGGAGACAACUUACACCAUCACAACACUCUCCAAAGGUGUGCGCUAUGCUUUCAGGGUACUCACCAUCACCUCCAAGGCUUUCAGCAAGCCCUCACCAGCUACUGACCCAGUGCAGCUCCUGGACAGAGGUCCUUAUGUGCAGGAGGCUCCAGUGAUUAUCGAUAAGCCAGAAACUGUAUAUGUGAUGGAAAACCAGUCGGUCACUAUCUCAAUGACUCUCAAUCAUGUUAAUGCUUCAGUCAUCUGGAAAAGGAGAGGAGUGGUCCUGGCCAACAAGCCAGGCCUAUAUGAGAUGACAAUGCCAGAUGACGACCAGCACACGCUGAAGCUGCUGAAAGUGAAGAGCGCUGACAUUGGAGAGAUGGAGUUUGUGGCCUCCAAUAAGUAUGGCAGUGACAGCUGCAAAUUCAUUGUGGAGAUGGCAGCUCCACCAACAUUUGAGACCAUUAUGGAAGAUUUGGAUGUUUGUGCUGGGGAUACCCCUCGCUUUGCUGUGGUUGUGGAGGGCAAACCCAUCCCUGACAUCUUGUGGUUCAAGAAUGAUAUCCUGCUGUCAGAGAGCAGUCAUUACACGUUUGUGUACGAUGAUAAUGAAUGCUCCCUGGUGGUUCUAAAUGCUCGUCCGGAAGACUCUGGGGUUUACACCUGCACAGCAAGGAACUUAGCCGGAUCUGUAUCCUGUAAAGCUGAACUCACCGUUCAUGAAGCUAAAAGUAAAGAAGAUCCCAUCGACGAUGAGGAAACUAUUCUAAGGAAAAUGCGCCGACUGACUGAUUACUAUGACAUCCACAAGGAAAUUGGAAGAGGUGCUUUUUCCUAUGUGAAACGUGCGACCCAGAAGGCAGACAAGAUGGAGCACGCUGCAAAGUUUAUUUCCACGCGGGCCAAGAAGAAGACAUCCGCUCUGAGAGAGAUGAAGCUGCUUUCCAAGCUGGACCACGAGAGAGUGCUUUACUUUCAUGAUGCCUUUGAGAAGAAGAAUGCUGUUGUCAUCAUCACUGAAAUAUGCCACGAGGAGCUGCUUGACAGAUUUACAAGAAAAUCGACAGUAAUGGAGUCUGAUGUUCGUUCAUGUAUUAGACAACUUCUUGAAGGAUUGGACUACCUUCAUCAUUCGAACAUCAUACACCUGGACAUCAAGCCUGAAAACGUCCUCAUGGCGGACCCCCAUGGUGAUCAAAUCCGACUUUGUGAUUUUGGCAACGCGGUGGAGAUCACACCUGAUGAUGCUCAAUACUGCAAAUAUGGCACACCAGAAUUUGUUGCACCAGAAAUUGUCAAUCAGAGCCCCGUGUCAAAAGCAACAGAUAUAUGGCCUGUUGGAGUAAUAGCAUAUCUGUGUCUCACCGGUGUAUCUCCAUUUGCUGGCGAGAAUGAUCGCAGCUCUGUACUGAACAUCAGAAACUAUAACGUGGCUUUUGAGGAGGGCAUGUUUGCCGAUCUUUGCCGAGAAGCUAAAGGGUUCAUCAUAAAGCUGCUGGUGGCUGACAGACUACGACCAGACACCCAGGAAUGUCUCAGACACCCCUGGUUCAAGACCCUUAGUAAGGGGAAGGCCAUAAGUACAGAGGCCUUAAAGAAAUUUGUAUCUCGCAGGAGGUGGCAGCGUUCUCUGAUCAGCUAUAAAUCAAAAAUGGUCAUGAGGUCCAUACCCGAAUUGCUAAAUGAUUCCUCCAGCCAUGUUUCCAUCGCAAUUCCCAGGCACCUUAAAGAGGGUUCGCCACCACCAUCAUCUUCCUCUGAUUCUGAUGAGGACAUAGAUGAACUACCUUUUAUUCCAAUGCCACUUAACAUGGACUUCUCUGGAUCAAGGAUGUCACUGAAUGACAUUCAGACCGAUGAGCAGGAGGCAGGGAAGCAGAACGGAGCAAGUACCUGGUCUGGGUCUUCUGUUCAAGGCCAGGAGGCAAUGGAGUGUGAUCCUAAAGAAAUGGAUAAAGAAGGACUUGAAGUGGGAGGCAAAGGCCGCCUGAGGAAAAGAUCAUCACAACCCAAUGAAAAGGGUUCUUCAGAUGAGGAAGAAUCACCUGCUGAAUUGCCCCAAAAAUCAGAGCUGUCUAGAAAACCACUGAGACGGGGUUCAAGCAUGGAGUCAGACAAACCAGAAGGUGGACGACGAAGAGGAGAGCUAAGGCGUGGUGGCUCAGCUGAUAGUGCAUUGAUGCUUCGGAUUACACCAGAAGAAGCACCUGGAGAAGGAAGUCAAGAUGAUGGCAGAAGAGUUCUGAAGAAAGCUGUCUCGAUGGAACUACCAAAAAGGAGCACCAGCCCAGGAACUGCCAAGAUGAGCCAAGAAGACUAUGCUCUCAAACUGGAGCUGAUGAGGCAACGACUGCUUCGUGGUGGCUCUGUGGACAACAAGAUGAGUGGACUGAGAGGACCUCUGUUGGAAACAUUAGGAAUGGGAGAUGAAAAACGUGCAGUGUCCUCAGAUCGGUAUUCUCGUACAGUCCGUUUGGGCCCACCUCCACUAACAAGAGCUGCAUCCAGUGAUUUCCCAAGGGAUGAAGUUCCUAAACCAAAAGUUUUGCGCAAAAGCACUUCUUUCAGUCAGGGGGAUUCAGAACCCAUACCUUUGCACCGCCGUUCAGGAGCGCCUCUGGAGAUUCCCUUGGCACAGAUAGAAGAGAGAAGGCUCAAAGAAGCUAUAUCUAUGUCAUCUCUAACAGAGCAAACCAAGCUAGACUCCCGCCCAGUGACUCCCAGGGAGCCUUCACCAAAACCGCCAACACCAGAGUCUGUUUUGCAGGAAAGUCCAACCAAAACUGAGAGUGAGGAAUCGUUUAUGGAAAAAGAGAUAAAGCCAGAUGAGACUAUAAGUGAAAAGAUGGAAGGGCUGACCACAGAUAGCAAUUUUGAUGAGAGAUCAAGCACCAGUGGAUUCUCAGAGAAGGACAUGAGUAUUUCAGAAGAACCAAUGAUGGAAUCAGAGUCUGUAGGUCAGAGAAUUCCUACACCUCCUUCUAUGGUCCAAAGUCCUGCAUUAGAAGAGAAAAUGGAAGAGGAAGAAGAGGGAGAAAAGAAGCAUGAAGAAAAGGAAGAGUUAAUGAAAGAAGAAGAGGAAAGAGUUGAUACUGUCACUGAAUCAAACACUAAGGAAAACGUAAAAGAUGUUAUAGAACAUAUAGAAGAGAAAGUAACUAUCCCUGAGAAAUCCCCUGAGGUGACAAUAACCACAAGCUCAUUUAUGCUGAGACCAACACAAGAAUAUUCCACUUCCCCAGGAAAAGUUGUUUCAACGUAUGCGACACCCUCGCUUCCUGCUCGAGUUGUUCUGCCAGAUGGAAGGACUUCAGCAUAUGCCAGUAUAAUGCAGACUAUGAUGGUCCCCACACUUCAGCCACUCAGUGAGCCACCGCUAGGCCCUUCUACACCUGUUGUUACUCCAACGAUUUCAUCAUCCCCAGUAUCAACGGGUAUAUCUUUCCCUGCCAGCUCUGAAAUACCUGGUCCACCAAAGCCAGCCACCGUUUCAACCACUGAGCACCCUGCUGUAUAUUCCAGAGUAGCAUCACCAGAGAUGAUAACAAAAGAACCCACUCCACCCAAGACUGUUACAUAUUCUUCAGCCCAAGAAGGGCUUUCAGCAGGAGCAGACCUACAGGAUAUCACCUCUGAAGAGGUCUUUGAGGCACGCUUUAAAAAACGUGAAUCUUCUCUCACCAGAAGUCUGAAGUUUCUGUCACGCUCAAAGCAAGAUGAUGGAUUACAAGCUGCUGCAGAUUCUACAGAGAAAAGUGAAGAGAUAUACAGACCUGGGCCAACGGGUGCACCUUUAGAAUUAAAACCAAGAAGACUUGAGGAGAAGUCAAAGUCAGUCCAGGAUCUUCGUGAAGCUCAAAAGGACCAAGGCUUUAUGAGAAGGCUCUCAAUGCGCUUGAAGAGGACUCCAUCAACAGAGCGCAAAGAGGAAAUGAUGAAGGAAGAUGAUUCUGUUGCCUCGAGACGUAGGCUUUCUUGGACUCUGGGCCGAAGAGGGUCUCAGGAGAAGAAAGAAGUAGAGAUGUCAAGAAUGGAUGGGGGAACUGAUAGAUUGGUGGAAAAUGAUGAAAAAGAGAUUAAGAAACCAAAUGAAUCUCCAGUGUUGGCAAUGCGCAGGAAAAUUGAAUCAACAGUUGCUGGGAUCUCUACAAGAAUCCGCAGCUACUCAGAGGAGAGAAGAGCAUCAGAAGACAAGGAACCCAAGAGGACACCCAUUCUUUCCAUGCUUCGUCGUUCAACAUCAGAGAGCCGUGCAACGAAAGUUCCUCAGAACCAGCUAGCAUCUCAGGCCACUAAUGGUGCCUCAACCGAGUCUCUAGAGUCUAUGUCCAGCCUAAAAUCAGACACAGCGAAGGCAGGCUUGGAGGCUGAGCGCAGAUCCCGCUGGGAUCGAUGGGGCCUGACUAGAGGGAGGCGAGAUAAGACAGUAUCACAGCCUGACAUACCAACAGCAAUCUCUCGAGAUAGUAGUUCCUUACGUUCACGUCAAUACUCUAAACUGGCUUCUGAUUUCCCUCCAGUAUUCCAUAUCAAACUGAGAGAUCAUGUGCUGCUGGAGGGAGAUCCAGUGACACUCAGCUGUUUGCCAGCUGGAAGUCCCCACCCACACAUUACCUGGAUGAAAGACAAGAAGCCCCUAGAGAUUGAUGCCAGGAUGAAUAUGAUUGCUUGUCCUGAUGGGAGGCAGCUGCUGAUGAUAAUGCAGACCACCAAAAAGGACGCAGGGGUUUAUGAAUGUGUGGCUACGAACCCGCUGGCCUCAGUAUCAAGCUCUUGCACAAUAUCUCUUGCACGCCUGCCCAACCGUCCUGGGACUCCAGAGAUUCCUCAGAAGUACAACAACACUGCACUGGUUCUGUGGAGGCCUUCAGACACAAUGGCUCCCUGCACAUACUCUCUGGAGAGGCGAGCAGAGGGUGAGAACAACUGGCUGAUUGUGGCCACUGGGAUAGCAGACUGUUAUUACAAUGUGACUGACUUACCAGCAGGGGGCUCCUUCAGAUUCAGGGUGGCAUGUGUCAACAAAGCUGGCCAGGGCCCCUACAGCAACCUCUCAAAGGUCUUGAGCAUGGAUGCCUCAGAACCAGCUAAAUCCAGUGCCACAGUAGUGGUGAAGACUGUUCCUGCAAUUUCUCCUCCUCCCCCUGCUGUAAUGAUGUCAUCCAUGAAAGUGCCUCCCAUGAAACUAGCUCCCAGUAAAUCCACAACAGUGACGAAUGCUCAACUUGCCCCUCCAUCAACAUCAGCUCCUGCUCCACCUUUGGUUAAAUCUGCCUCUCCAGUAACCAUCAGUCCUGCUGUUAGUACUGCCCCGGCAGAGCCGGCUCCUGUUAAGACCACAACAACUGCCCAAGCCACACCAGCCAAAGCCAAGAGCUCUAUUAGCAUCAGUGUGAGCAAACCCCAGACAAAGCUGACACCCCCGCCUGUUGUUCCACCCAAACCUCAGAGUCCAGUACAUACUGUCCCCCAGUUGAUCAACAAACCUCCAUCCCCUGUUCCACCACCGGCACCUAUAAUAGGGAAACCUAUUUCAUCUGUGCCAAUGUAUGUGCCAGCUGCCACUGCUCGUGCUACUCCACCUUCCCAAACUACUUCCACCCCAACAACUACCACCCCUUCAGUCACUCCCACAACCAUCUCCCCACCUGUGGUGGUGGUGCAGAGCUUGACACCAGUGUUGCAAGGAGGGGACACUCACACUAUCCCAUCUGGCCGGAUCACUCCAUCAGGACGGAUCACGCCAUCAGGACGUAGGACCCCACUGGGGAAGCCUGGAGAGGGAUCUCUGCGUCAGGGAGUUCCACAGAAACCGUAUACAUUCAUGGAUGAGAAAGCAAGAGGUCGGUUUGGUGUGAUCCGUGAAUGUCGGGAGAACGCCACAGGCAACCUUUUCAUGGCUAAGAUUGUUCCAUAUGAGGCAGACAACAAGCAGGCAGUGCUGCAGGAAUAUGACAUUCUCAAGUCGCUUCAUCACGAAAGGAUCAUGGCUCUACACGAAGCCUAUGUCACGCCACGCUACCUGGUGCUUAUCUCUGAGUACUGCAGUGGGAAGGAGCUGCUCUACAGCCUUAUUGAUAGAUUCCGUUACUCGGAGGACGAUGUGGUAACCUACGUCGUGCAGAUCCUCCAAGGUUUGGACUACCUCCACGCUCGACGCAUCCUCCACCUGGACAUCAAGCCGGACAAUAUCAUUGUCACCUAUAUGAAUGUCAUCAAGAUCAUUGACUUUGGCAGUGCUCAGACAUACAACCCUCUGUUCCUGAAGCAAUUCAGUCCUCCUGUUGGAACACUGGAGUACAUGUCUCCAGAGAUGUUGAAAGGGGAUGUUGUGGGCCCACCAGCUGACAUCUGGAGUGUAGGCGUGCUUACUUUCAUCAUGUUGAGCGGCAGGUCGGCUUUCAUGGAUAAUGAUCCUCAGGAGACUGAAGCCAGAAUCCAGGCAGCAAAGUUUGACCUCUCUAAACUUUACCAGAAUGUGUCCCAAAGUGCCUCUCUGUUUCUUAAAAAGAUCCUCUGUAGCUACCCAUGGGCCCGUCCAUCCAUCAAGGACUGCUUCAGCAACUCCUGGCUUCAAGAUGCCUACUUGAUGCGCCUUCGUAGGCAAACUCUUACCUUUACAACCACCCGUCUCAAGGAAUUCUUGGCUGACCAGCAGCGCAGGCGAGCGGAGGUGGCAACCAAGCACAAAGUUCUCCUGCGGUCUUACCAGAGCUCGCCACAAACCCCCACUAGCCCUGCCACACCGAAUGUGCCAGUAUCACCCACUGCACCUGUCACCGAGUGAAAAGAACUCCCACACCAUUGUGGCAGGACUUCGUGGUGGGAAUGGGGGGCAAACAUCCUCCAAGCGAGAUAAAACUUGAGGCUACAGUGAGGUGGUCCCUCCAGGUCUGACUUGAACUUGAUCAGAAGAAGAAAAACCCACAAAACCAGCAAUGGCUGUGAUCUACAGAAACAUAAUUUCUAUUUCUAAUCUGGUUCUAAAAGAGAAUCUAAUGCAUUAAGGAACUCUCUGAAAGAGCCUGACUGCAUUUUGUAUACCGUGAACCUUGUUCAUACAGGGCAGGCUGUUCUUUUCAAGCUAGUACCUCAAGGUUUGUAACUUUGCAAACAUUUUUGAAUUAAUUCCUUUCUUACUGUUGGCUGAACAUUGUAAAGAGAGGAAAAACAAAUACAGUGUGGUCACCGGCCAUAAUUUAGUAGAAAACCUCAUUUAAUUCCUCAGCAAAAAGCUCUUAGCACAACUUUAAAAUAAGGGAUAAUCUACACAAUUAAAAGUACAUAUUGAAACAACUGACACCUUUGUCACUGGAGCACAUCUAAAAUAGUAGUCUAUAGUUGAUAUUCUAAUGUUUCCUGACCAGAAUUUUUAAUGCAUUAUCAUCCCAUGGCAUCAGAUAAUGCUGUUUUUGUCAGAUGCUGCCAGAAUCUUCUCUCUGUUGCACAGAGGCAGGGAUGGUAUUGGCCACAGAGAGGUAGCAGUUGUGUUUCAGAGAUAUUAGAUAUUAGGAUGGAGGUGUAGCAGUGGUAGGAGACCCAGGUUCACGUCAGAUUGAAACUUUUGUGUUUACUACACGUUUUGGGGGUUUUUUGUUGUUUUUUUUUCAUUUGCUGAUUUGUUUUGGGUGUGGUGGUGGAGUGGGUAGCACUGUCCCCUCACAGCAAGAACAUUCAAACUUCCUUGUCUUUGACUUUCUCUGUGGAAUUCCCAUCUUCGCCAUGUUCCUGCAUGGGUUGACUUGGCUAUUUUAAGUGUGUUACAGUAGUAGAUGUGAGAGUGUGUGCCACAAACCCACGUUGGAUAAACACUAAAAAAGAGGGAUGGCUGAAUUUUCUGGUUAAGUUUAGUUUAGGAGUAAGAAAAAUGACUGGCAAGGUGGAGCUGUGGUUAGCAUGGUUGUUCACAGCAACAAGGUUCUGAGUCUGAAUCUGCCAUCAUUCUAUGUGGACUUUGUGUGUUCUGCCUGAGCCUGUUUGGGGUUUCUCUGGGUACCCCUGCAGAUGUUUCUUCCCACAGGCCAAAAUAAGUAGUUAAGAAAAUGGAUGGGUGAUGGGUAAAAUAUACAUAACAUUUACCCUGGAUGUCAAAAAAUGAGUUCGGAGUGUCAGUCCUGUCUCAUAAAGGCCACAGUCCAGAGUAUCAGGGCACAGAUGAUGAACAAUGCCUUGUGUGUGACCCAGCGAUGUCUGCAGCUUUGACAAAACAGCAUUAAUGAAAGCCAAGGUAAGGAGAGAGGGUUGUAAAUGCACUGAAUUAUGUCUAAUUCUGUGUCCUUGAUUUAAACAAAAGUCACUCUCCAAACCCACAAACGAGUUUAGGGAAUUGUAGUGGUAUGAUUGUGCUGUUGGCACUUCAGUGAUUUUAAAGACUGUAGCAGUUCCAGAAAGUUUUUGUUUGUUUGUUUGUUUUUAAAAAUAUGUACUGAGUUAAGAGGAAACUCUGGUGGCUUCUCUACAAGGGCUAUUAGAAUAGGACACUUGUCUGCAUUUUUCCCCUUUCCUUGUGUUCUUAGACAGCACGGUAAUGAUGAUCUCAUUCUCAAAAGCAGAAUUUACUUUUUAAAUUUCUUAUCCCGUUGUCAUCUUUGAGCUUCCAUAUGAAACUGUUUUCCUCCCAGUGAUAAUGUGGACAGUUUUGCAGGGCAAAUAGGCAUUAGUUUCUUCACCACAGAUAAGCUGUCAUUGGCUUAAAGUAAACUCUUUUACUCAAACCGCAACGAGAUACCUAAGCCACAAAGAGAUACUCAUAUCUGAGUUUUACAAAACAACUUUCGACAUGUGUAAUGAAGUUUUACUAACAUCAAAAACACUUAAUCACAUCUGAAAAAAUUCAGGGGAUGAAAGGGAAACUGAAGCAUUUUAGGAACCCACCGGGGUAUCACGGUCCCCCAAAGUGCCCUUGAAGAGCAUUAAUCAGCAAAAAAUAAAAAUUAAAUAAUAGACGUUACUGAGUGUAUUAGUCCUUAUUUUAGUGUUUUUAAUUACCAACAGCUACUGCUUUGAGAAAGCAGCUUGCUUCAUUGUUUUUAAAGAAUGUAGGCUUAACUGGCAAAACCUUUUUUUUAAUAUAUAAAAAGACAUAAAAUCGUUAUAAUUAGCAUUAAGCUGACCCUAAAUUAUGUAUAGCCUCAAUUAUAUGUUUCCAUGCUAUACAAGCAUACAAGACACCAUAAGCACUAAUAGCAUAAAUUCAUCAUAUGAGCCCCUGAAGACCAUAAUAAACAUCGGAUCACAAGAAGUAAAACCUUUGGAAAAUCUAGUGGUUCUCAAGAUGUGGGGCAGGCCCCAAUUAUGGGGCUUAGAGCCACUGCAGGUGGCUUUAUACAAUAUGGAGUGAAACUAAGUUGAAUCAAUAUUAUUUAUGAAAAAAAAUGAAAGAGUUUGCAGAUACAACUGUGCAUCUACUCUACUCACUCAUUUAUUUCAUUGAAGUUGAAAUAAUUGAAAUGUAAACUUUCUCAAGUGGGGCAUGCCAGAAAAAGUUGUCUAUAAAAGAUAUAUUUAAGUAUGGAUAUCCAUAAAUAUGCAGAUCUAAAUAUAUGUUUUAAAUAUAAUAUACACAGUAAAUUAUGAAAACCAGGCUCUGUAACUGCUUUAUUUUCAGAGAAAAAAAUAUAAUAAUAUUCCAAACAUUUGUUUGGAAUCUGUCCUCUUAGAGUCAGCACAUUGGCUCUAGCACUAAACUGAACACAGAUUCUAUCAUUUUAUGGCACAUCAAAGGCUAAUUUGCUUUUUUAUAAUAUAUGCUUUCCCCUUUGGGGGUAAACUAAGUUUUCAGACCAGAACAUUUGAUUUUUGAUGCUGUUGCUUUCAUACGUACUGAUAUCAAGCACAGAUUUGCUCACUUAACUCAAAGUGUAACACUUAUGAGAGUUUAGAUCCAUUUGUGGACAGUUUUUCGGGUGUUUAAAAGCUGCUUCAUACAUAAAAUCAUGAGUUGUUUUACUGUGUAUUAACUGACAAGUAGUUGGUAAUUCUAUGAAAUUAUUUCACUAUUGCUUUAUUGUCUAAUGCUAUUGCUAGAUAAAUACUGCCCUUCUGCAGCUCUUGUCUUCUUUGGCUCCUUUUCCUAUGCAGAGUAUAAUCACUAAGGAAAUUGUUUCAAACCUGAAUGAAAACAUGCAAGUCCUGCAUGAAAUGCAACGUUGCAUUAAAUCCUAAAUGUCUGUGCAAUUUAUAAUAACUUUAUUUGUUCAUCUUUUAAAUGAAAUGACAGCUGUUUGUAAGCAGACGACACAAGAGCGCUCUACAUUUUGUAUUAAAAUUUUGUGGAAUGUGUUGCAGUGCCUCGUGACAGAUAUUAGACUCACAGAGAUUGUAGUUUGUCAAAAAGAAUGACUAUUUCUUUAUUUUGAUAAUAUGACUGUGGCCGCUUUGUGUGCGUGUGUCUUUUGCAAAUUGUUUAUUUAUUGAGUGACUGUAUUUGUUACGGCUUCUGCUUUUUAUCUGUGAAACAUUUGAAUCUGGCAUGGAAAUGGCAUGACAGUUGUUAAGAUUAAGAACAAUAAAGGAAAUGUGACAAAUAUAA